CCGCGCGGCCUACUCGGACGCCAUGCAGAAGGUGGGGCUGCUGCGGGGCUGCUGUGCCCAGGUGUGGAAGUCGGUGCGGAUGGCCAGCUCCGGGGCGGUGCGCCGGGACCUGCUGGCGAACAAAGUGGCCCUGGUGACGGCCUCCACCGACGGGAUCGGCUUUGCAAUCGCCCGGCGACUGGCCCAGGACGGGGCCCACGUGGUGGUCAGCAGCCGGAAGCAGCAGAAUGUGGACCGAGCCGUGUCCACGCUGCAGGGGGAGGGCCUGAGCGUGUCGGGCACCGUGUGCCACGUGGGGAAGGCCGAGGACCGCGAACGGCUAGUGGCCACGGCUGUGAAACUUCACGGGGGUGUGGACAUCUUGGUCUCCAAUGCAGCCGUCAACCCUUUCUUUGGAAGCAUGCUGGAUGCCUCAGAGGAGGUGUGGGACAAGAUUCUGGAUAUUAAUGUAAAGGCUACAGCCCUGUUGGCGAAGGCAGUGGUGCCCGAAAUGGAGAAACGCGGAGGUGGUUCAAUGGUGAUUGUGGCCUCCAUCGCAGGUUACAGUCCAUUUCCGGCUCUGGGUCCUUACAACGUGAGUAAAACAGCCUUGUUGGGCCUUACCAAGAACCUGGCAAUGGAGCUGGGCCCAAGGAAUAUUCGUGUGAACUGCCUGGCUCCUGGCCUCAUUAAGACCAGCUUCAGCAGCGUGUUUUGGACAGAUGAGGCAAGAGAAAACAGCAUAAAAGAAGUCCUGCGGAUAAGCAGGCUUGGCAAACCCGAAGAGUGUGCGGGCAUCGUGUCUUUCCUGUGCUCCGAGGAUGCCAGUUACAUCAAUGGGGAAACUGUGGUAGUGGGUGGAGGGUGCCCAUCCCGUCUCUGAACC
Suncus etruscus (white-toothed pygmy shrew) is the source of this 865-nucleotide messenger RNA. Its product is annotated as dehydrogenase/reductase SDR family member 4-like. The coding region runs from base 23 to 862 and encodes 279 amino acids. The transcript is spliced from 8 exons. Gene Ontology annotation, molecular function: carbonyl reductase (NADPH) activity. The record is from RefSeq and is a predicted model, not a curated record. Gene Ontology annotation, cellular component: peroxisome. Gene Ontology annotation, biological process: retinal metabolic process. NCBI's taxonomy places the organism in Eukaryota, Metazoa, Chordata, Mammalia, Eulipotyphla, Soricidae.